Molecule: messenger RNA, 1497 nt
Organism: Bactrocera neohumeralis
Lineage: Eukaryota; Metazoa; Arthropoda; Insecta; Diptera; Tephritidae
Exons: 2
Coding region: 112-1281 (389 amino acids)
Source: RefSeq, a predicted model, not a curated record
UUGUUUGAUGAAAUAAAAAAUAUAAAAGCAAAAAUCACAUCAAUAACACCGAAUAUCAAAAAGAGAAAUAAAAGAGGCUUGAUAAAUAUAGGAGGAAUAGCAUAUAAAUGGAUGUUUGGAGUCAUGGAUGAUGAUGACAGACAAGACAUUUUGAACCAUUUAAAAAUUAUUGAAGAAAAUGGCCAUAAUGCCAUUGUAAAUUUAAAUAAACAAAUAGUAAUUAAUGAACAUUUAAAUAGAUCACUAAACUUAUUAAAAGGAACUAUAGAAUCAGAUAGGAAACAAAUAAUAGAAACUUUAAAUAUAAUAAACAAAGAGGAAAAUAGAAUUGAAAGUAAAAUUUUGUAUAAUGAUGAAAUGAAUAAACUAAAAUUCAUAGAAAGUAAAGUUCAAGAAAUACAAAAUAAUAUAGCGGCGGCUAAAUACAAUAUGGUACAUCCAAGUAUGUUAACUAGGGAAGAAAUUGAAAAAUACGAGAUUGAUUUUUACAAACUAAAAUUAUCAAAAGUAGGAGUAGUAGUAUACAGAAACGAUACAAUAAUAUUUGCAAUUCAGAUACCAAGAACAUUUUUUCAAACUAAGAUUCAAUUAAUAACCCCAAUGCCAAAUAGAAAUAAAUUACAAAUUAUUGAAAAAGAAAAAUUCGUUAUAAAAAUUGGCGAAAACUAUUUUGAUUAUGUAGAAAAUAAAGCAUUUAAAAAUCUAAAAUUGAGUAAAAGCUGCAUAUUUUCAAAUACUUGCGAAUUUAAAUAUAAUAACAAAACAUCAAUACAAGAAAUAAGCGAUGACACAAUAUUAAUAAGAAAUGCAAAAAAUGAUGUAAUAAAACAAAACUGCGAUGACAGAAAAAUUGUAUUAAAAAAUAACUAUAUAAUCAAAUUUGUAAAUUGUAAAAUGGAAAUUUUAAAACAAGAAUUUAAAAAUAAUAAAACAGAAUAUAUUCAUACAAUUAUAUACCCUGCCGAAAAAUUAAACCAAAGUUACACACCAAAAUUAACAUUCAAUGAUAUUGCAAUAAAAAAUAUAGAAAACAUAAAAGAAAUUGCAGAAUUAAAAUACCAUAAAAAUGUAUCAUAUGGUAUUAAUAUAUCAUUGAUAAUCAUUGUAAUGGUAGUAGUAGCAAUCCUAGUAAUAAUAUUAAAGAAAAAAACAACAAAAAUAAAAAUUGUAAAUACAAGAACUCAGGAGAGUUCAAACAGUAACGCUGGGGGAGUUGCGUCGUCAAACGACUCCACCACUGUCAAACUCGUCGACACACAAAAAAAGACAAGUAUUUUUUAAAUAUUUUUAUUUCUCUGAAAUGUAAGUUGAAUCUUCAGAUUCAACUACAUACAUAUGUACAUAUAAAAUUGUAAUAUAAGAUACAUAUGCCGGGUCGUUGAUGCUGAGGAAUGUCAAGUCAGCACAACGGCUUCAGGUAAAUUUAGGAAAUAAGAUUUUUGUAAAGAAUAAAAUGAUGAUUAAUAAACUGGACGGCAAGCCGCUCAGUACGGUAAA